GGGAAAAAAAAAAAGGAAAGCAAACCGAAAUAUGUCUGCUGCCUCCCCCACGGACGAGAUCACGAGCGCGGUGGAGAUCAAGCAGGAAAAUGUGAUGGAAAUCCUCUCUGAAGCCAGCAAGGUGCCCCCCGACGGGGCUACGGCGGGAGCCCUCAACCCCGCGCCACCGCCCCCACCCGCCGCAGCCCCGUUCCCCAUGGAGCACGCAGGCUCCGCCGCCGCCGGGGAGGAGGGAGCCGCGGACCAGGUACUGCUCCACACAGAACUCCUGGCCAGGAGUCACCACGCUGCCUCCUCUCCCUCUUCUUCUUCUUCCUCCUCCUCUUCCUCGCAGACCCCCCUGGCCUUCUCUCCGGACCACGUCGCCUGCGUCUGUGAGGCACUGCAGCAAGGUGGGAACCUGGACCGCCUGGCUAGGUUUCUGUGGUCUUUGCCCCCGAGCGAUCUGCUACGUGGCAACGAGAGCUUGAUGAAAGCCCGGGCGCUGGUGGCUUUCCACCAAGGCAUCUAUGCUGAGCUCUACAGCAUCCUGGAGAGCCACAACUUCGACUCCUCCAACCACCCGCUCCUGCAGGAGCUCUGGUACAAAGCUCGCUACACCGAGGCGGAGCGAGCCCGGGGCAGACCCCUGGGGGCGGUGGACAAGUACAGGCUGCGAAGGAAAUACCCUCUGCCCAGGACGAUCUGGGACGGCGAGGAAACAGUCUACUGCUUCAAGGAGAAGUCUCGCAACGCGCUGAAGGAGUUCUACAAACAGAGUCGGUACCCCUCACCGGCCGCGAAGCGCAACCUGGCCAAGAUCACCGGGCUGUCCCUCACCCAGGUCAGCAACUGGUUCAAGAACCGCAGGCAGCGAGACCGCAACCCUUCCGAGACCCAGUCCAAAAGCGAGUCAGAUGGCAACCCUAGCACAGAAGAUGAAUCCAGUAAGGGGCAGGAGGAUUUAUCUCCCCAUCCACUCUCCAGCUCAUCCGAUGGCGUUACCAGCCUCAACCUUCCCAGCCACAUGGAGCCCGUCUACAUGCAGCAGCUUGGAAACACUAAAAUAGCCUUGAGCUCAUCUGGUGUCUUGUUGAAUGGAAACCUUGUCCCUGCCAGUACCUCUCCUGUGUUUCUCAAUGGUAGCUCUUUUCUUCAGGGACCCAACGGUGUCAUUCUCAAUGGACUCAGCGUGGGGACUUCACAGACGGUUACCUUAAACUCGCCCAAAACCACAUCGAGCAUUGUGAGCAACAGUGUGUCCAUUACUGACAUAUUGUCGUCUUCAUCAGAAGAUGUUAAGGACGUCAAACUUCUUCAGGCUUCCGUCCCUAAUGCCACAGCAGCCACGUUCAGCCCCAGCAACAUCCCGGUCUCAUUCCCAGGAUUGAUACCGAGCUCAGAGGUGAAAAGGGAAAGCGUACAAACUGCUGCUUCCCAAGAUGGAGGCUCCGUAGUUACUUUUACUGCUCCUGUCCAAAUAAACCAGUAUGGCAUUGUCCAGAUCCCCAAUUCAGGAACAAACGGCCAGCUGCUGAACGGAAGCAUCGGUUUUCCUUCUCUACAGCUGCCUUCUGUUUCUGUGGCAACUUCACAAGGCAAUGUUUCAGUAAAUCCCAGCACAUCUGAUGGAGGAACCUUUACAACUGAGUCUUCAACAGUGCAGCAAGGAAAGGUUUUCUUCAGCCCCCUGGCUCCGAGCGCAGUCGUUUAUACGGUUCCCAAUUCAGGCCAGGCAGUAGGCUCUGUCAAGCAAGAAGGACUGGAACGAAGCCUUGUGUUUUCUCAGUUGAUGCCAGUCAGUCAGAACACGCAACUGAAUGUAAACAUGUCUUCUGAAAACCUAUCCAGUGGAGGACUCCAGUCCCUGGCCUCCUCCUUAGUGAAUGUAACGCCCUCACAUAAUUUUUCCCUCACGCCACCAACUCUUUUAAAUGCUGCAGAGCUGAACUCUGGUAUCUCGGAGAGCCAGUCCAUGUCAUCACCUGCAACCAGUACCUCUACCGUGAUAUCUAUCAGCAACACUAACUAUGCAACCCUUCAGAACUGUUCCCUCAUUACCAGUCAAGAUCUGUUGUCCAUUUCUACAGCACAGCCCAUGCUGGGAGAAAUAGUUUCUACAAGUGGAGACCGUGUCAGCCACCCCUCCGCACAAGUACACGAAGAUUUUGUCAGAGAGCACAGGUUAGUUCUGCAAGCCGUACCUGACGUCAAAGAGAAUUUCUUACCUAAUUCUGAGAGUAAGCCAACUGGCAAUUUAAUGAUGCUGGAUUCAAAAUCCAAGUAUGUGAUGAAUAACAUGGUUGACACGGUUUGUGAAGAACUGGAAACGGACAAAAAAGAACUUGCCAAACUGCAGACAGUUCAGAUGGAUGAAGAUAUGCAAGACUUGUAAUUUCUAUUUUUUCCCCCUUGCUUUCUGUUUUAAUAGAUAAGUCUCCUGUUGAGGCUCUAACAAGCACCAAGUGGGGUUAUUGUUUUGUUGGGGUUUUUUUGUUUGUUUGGGCAGUUGUUGGUUUUGUUUUUUUCAUUUAAAGAAAACAGAAGAACAUUUAACUGGUCUGAAUUGAUGUACAGAGGAAUCUCCAGCGAUGGAAUUAUGUUGCCACACUUGGUUUGCAUGCAGUAUUCUCUUUUAAGCAGCUUAAAGGAGAAAGGAAAUGCCAGGGCAAGUACCAAACAAAUGGGUACAGGUUUGGCUAAGAGAGACUACUCUGAUAAUUUAACUAGACUCUCCAUAGUACAAUAUGCUCUCAACAGUAAGUAUACACUCCUAACUUUAGGUAGAAAACCAAGAUCUCUCUCCAGAAAGGUAGAAACAAUGCAGUCAGUUUUGCUGUUUACUUCUAGUCUGUGGGCAUUGAGAAGUUUUUAAGGAACUCUAGACGAUACCUCACCGGCUACUUUUAUGUUGUUUGAGGUUAAGAAACGAAACAAAAUCAUAAAUAAUAUUGUUACUGCUGUGUUUUGUUUUGUUGGUUUUUUUUUUCUCCCAGCAGACCUGCAUUCAAACCAAAAAUCUUCAUCAAACACUUAUAGGUUUCUAAAUGCUACAGCUAGCAUUUUGUCAGUGCACCAGAAAAGGCAUCGUUCGAAACUCUAGUUGUACGACUCCGAAGCUUUCUCUCCAGUAUGAAUGUAAAUAUUGUUUCAGUUCUUAUAAAGGAGACUUUUUUAAAAUUAGUACAAUGGAUUUUAUUUAUGGUUUAUGUUCCCUUUCACUUUAGACACAAUGCAUUGGAAAGGAAAACGUUUUCUGGCUGUUUAAUUUAUUUUUAUUGUUUGAGCAGGAAGUAAACGUAGUUAUUUCUGACAAGGUUUUACUUUUUUUGUAGUUUAUCAAGCAAUAGACUGUAAAAGUAAAAUGUUAAUCACACUGAAACUAGAAAAUGAACUCCCAGUCUCACAAACCCAGGAGGUCCCUGUCUCUUCCCCCUCUGUCUUUGUGUUCAGGUGGUUUUUUUGUUUGUUUUGUUAGUAAUUUGCUAUUUAGUUGAACCUUUCUGUGUAUUUUUUACAGAAUUCCAUGUGCCUUUCUUCCUAGUGGCCUUACCUUUGUUACUAAAGCACAGUGGCAGGAGGAAUAAAAACACUGAUUUGCAAAUAUCCGUCCUCAGGGCCAAAUCCUGAUGCCUUACUUCUGCAAGUAUAGCCGCAGACUUCGGUGCCCCUACUUGCACGAGUAAGAGGAGUUUUAAGUCCAUUGGUCGUCGUGUGUGACAUUUACUAGUGGUGCAGAGAGCCAAAGAUAGGUCCUUCUGCAGCACGUCAGCAGGGCAGGAGGAGUCCAGAGAGGGACCAUGGGCAGAGCAGUUGUGCUGAGGGAAAGGUCUUGGCUCCAGCCUCGGGCAGAUGAGCAGGAAAAAGGUUGGAUGGGCAGGCUAGGGAAGGGAGCCCUAUGUUUACGUGGACCCAUGGGCCAAAUGGCCCGUGUGGGAGGGCUUCAGCUGCUGUUCGAGCAAGCAGGCCCCCAUCCAGGAGUGCACUUAAACAUGUAUUUAUAUAUCCUUCCAGAAUAAGCAGCAUGGGGGCUGAUGGUGGGAAAUGCAGCUGCCCAAAGCAGCCGUGGUCUCUGCCUGGCUCCUCUCCCUUCAGCCUUUUGCACUGUGCCAGGGAUAGCAGAAGCAGGCAGGCUCUGGGCAGGUGGAACACGUCUUACCUUUCCUCCAGAGGAGUUUUUGUAGCAUGAAAAAGCACAUCCAUAAGCUUUAAUAGAAGAAGAAUGCAGAUGUAUAAAAAUGACAUGCUGUUAAUCUUUGUGGCUUGGAUUUGUUUUGUUUUUAAUUCUAAUGUGAAUCUAUACAGUAACUAAAGCAUUUAUUCAUCCUCAGCAGGAGCCUGGUCCAAAGCCUUUGGAAGGCUGUGGUAAAUGCUUUUGUAAGCUUCUGUGGUCUCUGAUUCAGGCUUAGGUCAAAACAAGAUCACUUGUAAAGGACAAAAGAAAAAGAAGGGAAAGGAAAGAGAACAGAGGUAGCACAUCCCAGACUGUUUCGGUCUUGAUUGUUAACUGGCUCUGUGGAAAGCCUUUGAGGAAUGAAGGGUUUUCUUCUGUGCGCCGUGAGCAUGGCAUAGGCAUCCUGGCUAUUGUUUUGCACUAUAUUGAAUACAGCAUGUUUUGUAAGGUAUUCUGUGGAACCUCAAAGCUGAGCUCUGUUGGCAAUCACUGGAGUCCACGCUGGGAGCCCGAGUCUGUAGAGUUGCAGCGAGAGGGAAGGGCAAGUGUGCAAGGUGUGCACAUUGCCAUAGUACCGAGUCACUGAUGCUCUGCAAGCAGAAGCAGCCCAGAGGCUGCUCCCAAGCAAAAAAAGUUGUUUAAGGCAAGCUCUUUAAAUGAGAGAUUAUCACAAGCAGAGCAUGGAGCUAUAUGUUCCCCUGGCACAACUCCCCUUGACAUUCAUAGGGAUCUCCACGUGAAUAGGGAAUUGGAUAGUCCAGAGUUCUCUGCCCUGCUUGUUUAUCUGCUUGCUGGGCUCUAGCACAAGCACUCUGCCUCUCACCUUUUCUUCACCCAUAAAACCAAGGUGCUGGUGUGGAUAACAGCUGUAUGAGUUUGCAUGAAUUUGUUCAGCCGUUAGGAAAGCUAGAAGGACCCUGUGUCUUUGUCAUAUUAGUGGAGAAUGUGUGUGGCUCUGAAGGGAGAUGUUUGGGGCUUAACAUUUUCUCUGUGAAGCUCAGACUAUAUUUGGAGACAAGCUAGAGAGCAUUUCAGAGCCCUCUCGGUUGUUGAUGUGAUCAGGUCUCAUAGCUGAGAGGACUGUGGUGUUACGCCAGUACCUGUUACUUUAAUUUUUCCUCCUUUGCAUUUGUUGUGUUACUGAGGUUCUGAAUUCCAUAGCUUUGCAGCACAGUUGGCAAUGAAAACUGUGUGUGCUGUUACAGUGGCGUGUAGUUUGGAGUGUCUGGUACUUCUGGUAGGAGAUUUCUCCAUGGGAGCGGAGAAUGUACAUAAAAGCAUUGGACUGGGACAAAGUAAGAUGAAUCUAUUCUAGUCUUCCAGAUAUCCAGUAACUUAUUUUAUUAUUAUGUUUUACUACUUCUUUUUCCCAUUGAAAAUAAGUGUCAUUCCCUCCAGAUAACGUAGUUAUAACCUCCUGUUUUCUGCAGGUACAUAUGCACAAUAUAAACACUCAUUGCACGGUACAGUGUUUUUUAAAUAGAUAUUUAAAUAGUAGUUUUACUCCUACUGUAAAAUAAGGGUCAGUUUUUAUUAUGUGGCCCUCAAGCAAGCAGGCUAACUGCUCUAAAUAGACAGUACACAAAGUCCCAAUAAGCGUCUGGGGCUGGAUCUUUGGCUGCUGUAAAUAAGGCAUUGCUCCACUGAUCCCCAAACUGAGGAUUUUACACGGUGUUAAGGGGUGGACCUGCUUUGGCAGGGGGGUUGGAGUAGGUGGUCUCUAGAGGUCCCUUCCAACCCCUACCAUUCUGUGGUUCUGUGAUAUGGAUGCUCAUCUCCCUCACAUGUGAGUGGCAGUGAGUGUCCAAGCCCCACAGACAGUCCUUAUUAUCACAUUCUGUUAUUUAAAUGGAAAGUAUGUCUAUCUGGCAUACAUGUCCCUUCUCUCUCUCUGUCUCUGCCCCUCUCAGGAAUGGAUGAGAAUAAAAGAUCAUUUCAACUUCAUUAUGUUUGUAACUUGUUAGUCCACUGGAAAUCUUACAGGAAACAUUGCCAAAUUCUGCUACUUCUCUAGUCCUAGACUCAGCUUUGAGAAAAUAUAGUUAAAGCAAAUUCCUACAAAGCAUGAUGUUAAAAACCCCUUUAUUCUUUACAACUUAAAGCUGCCUCUGUUUCACCCAGAGAAACAGAAUAUAUUAAAUUGAAUUCUCAGUCUGGACUAUUUGCAGCAUUAUUCCUGUGGUCUUUCCCAAAAGGACAUUUCAGCCACAGAAAUCACAGAUGUUGUCGGCCAGGUCCUCGGCUGGGCUCUACUAGCACAGUCCCACUGACUUCACUGUCCUUCCCCACCAGCCGGGAGUAUGGUCCAUUCAUUUCAUUGGAGCUGGGUCAGGGAUGGAUUAGGCCCAGUGUACAAAGAUAUCUAUUUGGCAGCAUGAACCAGUGCACAAGGAUGACAGACGACUGAACAGUCACAGUCUAUCAAAGCACAUACCUCUUUUCAUUUACUGCUUUACCCUACCUGUGGAUUCAGGAAGACACGUUCAGAAAGUUAUUUUACCCAGAAGUAAGGACCUCUUGUUGUUGUUAGUGUCAAUCCUAGAUGAAGGACAAUAACUAACAGGUUCUGACUUCAAAUCCUGCAAAAUCACCUCAAUAACUGUUUUCAGGUAAAUUAAGCAGGACAGAAUUUGGCCCCCUGAGUGCAGAAGCUUUUCUCAAAUGUAGGUUUCCAGUGUCUGUGCACUGUUCUUAGCAGGGGCAGAUGAAAUGCCAAGAGAGUGCAUCCCUCUAGUUUGAUAUUAAAAAUGGGCAGGAUUCCCAGGGGCAUGAAUUGCCUAGUGCUUGUGGUCGAGAAGCAUCUCAAAUCAUAAAAAGAAUAGUGAUUCUCUAACUCUGGAAACAAAAGUAAUUACAUUUUACAAGCAACGAGACCCAAAGUCUUCCUGUAUCCCCUAGCAGUUAUUAUCUUGAAGGAUAUUUUAUACCUUACUUGUAUGUUUCAUAUAAUUUAAAACUCGCUUCUUCUUAACUCAAGGAGGGAGUGAAUCUUCUGUCUUUCAGGAUUCACAUUCAGAGGAUGUUUGUUUGUUCUUUUGCUGCAUGUACUGUUUGUCCAGAACUAACCAAUUAUUUCUGUGAUGUGGGUUUAUUGUGCCUUACAACAAAUAUGAAACUUAAUCAGAAUGUACGCAUUAGAGGAGGGAAUAACCAGAAGACUUUACUGCACUGUUAGGUGAUGCUGCCCCAGAGUGUAUCAUCAAACGUAUCUGUGCUUAAUUACCCAACCAAAGAGAUCUAAAGUAUGUAUGUUUGUUGUACUGUAAUAGGGGUUUGUGCCUGGACAAUUAAGUGUUUUAUUUGUAUUCUGAGAUGAUGUGAACUUAUUUUUCUAAACACUAUACUGAAUAAACUUUAUAUUUAUACACA
This is a messenger RNA of Colius striatus (speckled mousebird), 7522 nucleotides long. Its product is annotated as homeobox protein SIX4. Gene Ontology annotation, molecular function: DNA-binding transcription factor activity, RNA polymerase II-specific; RNA polymerase II cis-regulatory region sequence-specific DNA binding. Gene Ontology annotation, biological process: regulation of transcription by RNA polymerase II. The record is from RefSeq and is a predicted model, not a curated record. The transcript has 3 exons. Gene Ontology annotation, cellular component: transcription regulator complex; nucleus. Lineage: Eukaryota; Metazoa; Chordata; Aves; Coliiformes; Coliidae. Bases 32 to 2374 code for a protein of 780 amino acids.